Molecule: messenger RNA, 683 nt
Organism: Pararge aegeria (speckled wood butterfly)
Lineage: Eukaryota; Metazoa; Arthropoda; Insecta; Lepidoptera; Nymphalidae
Exons: 2
Coding region: 39-503 (154 amino acids)
Source: RefSeq, a predicted model, not a curated record
UAAGAUCGACCAGUGGUGUGAAACAACAUUUAUUCAUCAUGGAGAAUUCACCGAAUGAUGAAUAUACUUUAAAGCACUUCUAUUAUCCACUCAAUAUAUCAGAUGAUCAAGAUAUGAGUGACAAUAAAAAGACCGCAAUGAGAAGGAGCAACAGUAUAGAUGCUUUUUUUGAAAAGCAAAAGAAAAAGAAGAGACAGUCAAAGUCUUCAUGUGUAGCGCAAGCAAGUGACGGGGGCCUAUCAUAUAUCUCAUCCAACGACGAUGACAGUAUCAGUGCAACACAUCUAAUCAAAAUAGACAUCUAUGACAUGAAGAGUCUUAAAGAUGUUUCGCCUCUUGAAUACUGGAAAUAUGCAGAUUUGCGAUUAAAGUACUACGUUGAAUCUGCUGGUGAUAAGCACUAUCAAAGCAUGCGAGAUAUUAUAUACAACAUUACAAAGCAAAUCGCUGGGAAGCAUGACUGUAAAAAAUACUUUAUUGACAGAGAUAACCAGAAACAAUAAGUAUUCUCUGAACCAGCGGUCGGUAAACAUCACAAAGUAAAAAGACCCUCUAUAUAAACGUAGUUGUAUUUUAUUUUGUAUUUUGCUUUAAAAUUUAUUUGAAAACAAUAAUGGGACUAUUAAAAAGUACUUUACAAACAGUAAAAAAAAUAACAAUAUGAAAUCCCACUCCAACCAUUC